AUGGGAAACGAAGUAUCAACACAAAGGGUUACCUUUGGUUCACGUCCACCACUUCCACCGUACAAGCAAGUUCAACAAGAAGCCUCCCUGAAUAAAGAUACUCUCUCCACCAACAAACGCGAACGUGAGGAUUCUGAAGAAGAUCACUCAAGUCAAAAUGUCAGCAAACGCAGGAAAUUGCACCAAGACGAGAAUGGUAGCCAUAACAUUCUCACUUCUAAGUCUUUGAUAGUCAUCCUGAGAUGUGAUUCCUUAUCAUCACUUCAGAGUGUGUCUCAACAAAAAAACCCCAUGAGAACAAAGAAAGACAGUGGUUCCAGUAGAGAAGAAAACAACCCCCGUGCAGUUCUAAAAGGGUUGGUCAAACAAGAACUCGAGUACAUAAACAGGGAGAAACAAAAUCGAAGACGCUUGAGAAGGCAACGGGAAAAAGCAAUGGCCAGCAAUCCUGGACGUGAUCCGAUCGGAACCCCAUCUUCGGCCGAUCUACAGACUAACAUCUCGACUGAUUUUUCAACUGUUUCAGAGCGUACAGCUUCUGCUGCGAAUAAAGACGUUAAGAUCAAGGAGAGUCCCGAGAUUAGAAUGAAGUUCAGAUUCAAAACUUCCCCAAAUAAAAGUGCAUCAACAAGCUCUGCUGCUGCCGAGAACAAGGAUCAACUGAUCGUGAAGUUGAAGUUGCCAAAAGAACUAAUGGAUAUCUGA
Messenger RNA from Botrytis fragariae, 705 nucleotides. RefSeq lists its product as uncharacterized. NCBI's taxonomy places the organism in Eukaryota, Fungi, Ascomycota, Leotiomycetes, Helotiales, Sclerotiniaceae. The record is from RefSeq and is a predicted model, not a curated record. The coding region runs from base 1 to 705 and encodes 234 amino acids. The transcript has 4 exons.